Messenger RNA from Bombina bombina (fire-bellied toad), 6348 nucleotides. It is a transcript of the gene YEATS2, whose product is annotated as YEATS domain containing 2. The transcript has 28 exons. Gene Ontology annotation, molecular function: histone binding. NCBI's taxonomy places the organism in Eukaryota, Metazoa, Chordata, Amphibia, Anura, Bombinatoridae. The record is from RefSeq and is a predicted model, not a curated record. Bases 175 to 3897 code for a protein of 1240 amino acids. Gene Ontology annotation, biological process: regulation of transcription by RNA polymerase II; chromatin remodeling. Gene Ontology annotation, cellular component: NuA4 histone acetyltransferase complex.
UCUGUGCUCUGCCGUAAGGGCUGCAAGCUACUCACCCGGCACAGGGUGCAUUAUAAAAACAAAGCUGAGGCCGAAUCAUAGCAGAAUAGUUUGCAUGUGGCCAACUGGUCACGUGAUCUAUCCUCGCGUGUGUGUUUCCACUUUGAGUGCUGGGUACCACUAGAUAAAGAGAAAAUGUCUGGGAUAAAAAGAACUCAUGAAGAUAAAGACCCAGAUUAUGAUGAAAUCUCAGUUGUGCACCAGAAUAAACGCCACAAGGCAAUUGAAGUGUCAGCUCGCGAUGCUACUAUCUCAAAAAUUGAAGCCGUUAUUAAAGAACAAUUUGCAGUCGAAUUGAAGAAUAAAGAACAUGAGAUUGAAGUUAUAGAUCAGCGUCUUCAUGAUGCAAGGCGUAUGAUGGACAAGCUGCGGGCCUGUAUUGUGGCCAAUUACUAUGCUUCUGCUGCUCUUAGCAAAGUCCCUGAGGGUAGUUCUGCCUGUGAUUCUACCAUAUUAAACCAUCCAUCCAUCAAGAAGUUUUUGGAGUCGCCUUCCAGAGCUGCAUCGCCUGUAAACCACCGCUCGGAAACGCCAUCAGCCAACAAUUCCGAAACCGAUUCUGUUUGUGCUCAUAGUGACUUCUUGGAUAAAGAUGGGAAUGGUGAUAUGAAAGGAACUCUCCUGAACAAGAGGACACACAGACCAGACGUAAAAUCAGGAAAGGAUACUCUGAGUGUUGAAAAACAGGGAACCCAAAAUCUAGAAAGUGCAAGACCCGAAGACACCUCUAGGUGUUUUGUCAAGAAAACUAUUGUGGUUGGAAAUGUCUCAAAGUACAUCCCACCAGAUAAAAGGGAGGAAAAUGACCAGUCAACCCAUAAGUGGAUGGUGUAUGUCCGUGGCUCUAGAAAGGAACCCAGUAUUGACCAUUUUGUGAAGAAGGUCUGGUUCUUUCUGCAUCCUAGCUACAAGCCUAAUGACCUUGUAGAAGUCAGUGAGCCGCCUUUUCAUUUAACUCGUCGAGGCUGGGGAGAAUUUCCUGUAAGAGUCCAGAUUCAUUUCAAGGACAACCAGAAUAAGAGGGUCGACAUAAUACAUAAUUUAAAGUUGGACAGAACGUACACUGGAUUACAGAAUCUGGGGGCAGAAACGGUUGUGGAAGUUGAGCUAUACCGGCAUUCCCUAGGAGAGGACUUCCUCUUUUCCCAGUCGUCCAAUGAGUCUGUUCAGUCCGAUGAUCCUGCAACUUUACCGAAUCUUACUAAAACUUCCUCACCACAAAAAGGGGGAAACAAUACUUUAGACAAAGGAUUCAAUGUGACAUCUGAACCCUUGUUUUACCCACACCCUUCACCAGUUGAGCGCACACCAUCCAAAAUGACCCAGAGAUUCACUUUUGGAACUCAUGGCAGUACAGCAUUUCAGCCCAUCACUGCAAGUUGUAAAAUUGUGCCCCAGGGGCAGUCAUCCAGUUUGACAGAAUCACCUGGGAAAACUUUCCAACCAAUCACUAUGAGCUGCAAGAUUGUUUCAGGAAGCCCUACAAGCAAGCAUUCCAAUAUAAUCCAAGCGGCUCCUGGAACUUCCUCUCCAAUUCCUAAGAUCCACGGGAGCAGUUUCAUAACAUCAAAUAUAAAGCAGGAGGAGAAUAUGUUUGCUGCAAUGCCUCCUCUUUGCCCUAUUGGAAGUCACUCUAAGGCCCAGAGCCCAAAGCCUGUCACAGGAGGUCUUGGAGCUUUUACUAAGGUAAUCAUUAAGCAAGAACCUAUAGAACCGUCUCCACAGCAGCCAGAACCUCCUUCCACAUCUCAGCCAGCUAUCCAGCAGUUUGUUACUGUCAAAGGAAACCACAUGAUAGCUAUGUCACCCCAGAAAAAUGUUAACACUGCAGAAGGUUGCAAGGUGGUUGGAAUUCCAGUUGGGUCUACAGUUCAGACAGCAAUUAAACCAUCUGUAACUAUUAGUGGUGGUCAGAUCCUAGUGGCCAAAUCAAAUGCUUCUACUGUCAAAGCCAUUGGACAGAAGCAAAUGGUAGCUCAGGGAGUGGCAAAGGCAGUUGUGAGCAGUGGAACUGGAAACAUUGUACCCGCCCAACCCUCUCAGAGCCUAACAAAGGCCCAGCUUACAACUACAGUAACUCCGAAAACUGGAACCCAAGGCUCUGUAAUGGCAACGCUGCAAUUGCCAGCUACAAAUAUUGCAAACUUGGCAAAUCUACCUCCUGGCACCAAAUUGUAUCUCACAACAAAUAGCAAGAAUCCAUCAGGCAAAGGAAAACUGUUGCUAAUCCCACAGGGAGCCAUUCUACGUGCUGCAAACACUGCUAACCUCCAGACGGGCGUGUCUGCUGGGGCAGGAUCUAGUUCUGCAGCCUCUACCACUGGGUUACCACAGCACUUAACCUACACUUCAUAUAUUUUGAAACAGACUCCCCAGGGAACAUUUUUAGUUGGACAACCAUCACCCCAGGUACCUGGAAAGCAGAGCGCAUCCAGUGUGGUAGCUCCUGGUAACGCUGGUGCAGCUGCACAAGGACAGACGUCUUUAAAAUUAACUACAGGACAAAAAACUGCAUUAAUAACUCAGGCUAACAGUAAAUCCUCUACGUUGACAAAGAUAUCUGAGAAUGUGUUAAAAUCCGUGUCAGCGACAUCCCAGUUACAGAAGCCAGGAACGACUUUGCUCCGGGUAGCUGGUGGAGUUAUAACUGCUGCUAACUCAUCUUUACCGUCUGUAGCUGCUAAUGUGCCUCCACAGCAGUCGGCUGAAGGAUCUGCUCCUGUUACGCCUGUUUUUAGUGUUUCAAACAAGACUUUAGUGCAGCAGCACUCAGUGGUUGCUAAUGCAGGACAAGCAAAAUCACUGGGGGUCAGCAAAGUUGUUAUAGCACCAACUACAGCCCCUUCAUCCAGGGUCUCACCAAGUCCAGCACAAUGCAGCACUCCUUUAACAGUUAAAACGGAGCCGGACAUAGCAAGCAAUGCCAGCAGCACACCCUUGUGUCAAGCUGAAACUAUGGCGGUGAAAAUGGAAGACAAUGCAGACACCGAAGCCAGUGCUGUCAAGACAGAAUAUUUGCAAAAUCUGAAGCAACUGUUAACUGCAACAGUUAAGAAAGUUCCCCUUAUAGCUCCAAGAAGUGAAGAUAGCAAUCCGUUUUGUGCUAAUUCUGUGGAGCAGUAUUACAGCUGGAACAUUGGAAAAAGGAGAGCAUCAGAGUGGCAACGAGCAGUAACAAUGAGAAAAAUGUUACAAGAAAUAAUAGAGCGGCAACCAAAGUUCAACAAUGUUACCUCUCUGAAAACUAAACAAAUAGUCCGGUGGUGUCGUAUCCAUGGUUACACUCCUCCUGACCCUGAAAGCAUUGGGGAAGAUAAAGAAUCCAUUGAAGAUGUGUUGACACGUAUAGAUAAUGAGUCGGCAUUACCUUCAACUUGCUCAUCUGCUGAAGCACUGUGCCGAAAAGUUGAGGAAUUAGAGAAAAUUCUGAAAACGGAAUCUGACAAUGAUGAGGAGGUUGAUGUGAUGAGCAUAGAGGAAAUACAAAAAGCACAUAUUAAAAGUGAGAAAGAAAAUGAGGAGGAUUUAAAAUCUUACAUGACAACUAGUCCAAGCUGUGAGUUUGUGAGAGAUGUCGCCCAGGAGAUAGGCGUCUCCUUACAACCAAUUGAAGUGCAAAAGAACGUUUAUGCUUCAGUCAUGGAAGAGAUGAUUUUAAAGGCUACAGAGCAGUUUGUCAGUGACAUACUACGUGAUGCUUUAGCGGUGGGAUACCAAGUGACCUCUCACAACCGAGCACCAAGGGAAAUCACUAUGACAAAUGUCCAGCAAGCAAUUUGCAGUAUUCCAGUAUUUGACUUUCUAACAAACAGGCAUAUGGGGGUAUCAAAUGCAGAUGAUGACCCCCCUUCGAAAUAAAGCAGCAACAUAUAAUUACACAGCGGCCAAGCAAUGAAUACUGACCUGAGCAACCUGUAGUGUGUCAUAUUGACCUGAUUCCAUUUAGAGAAGAACCUGUGAUAUGUUACAUUUAUUUUGCAAAUGUGCACUCAAGCAAGUAUGUAUGUAGCACACUAGUGAUUAUUCAGUUGACCAAGUGGACUAGAAAGAUGAGGUGGUACCGACCACGAGUAUUUUUGUAUUUUAUCUUGUUUUGUUUGUGUACAUAUGUCUGUGUAUGUGUGUAUAUUUGUACUUACAACUGUGUAUAGAUUAUCUGCUGAAAAGAACAUUCAUUUGGCUGAAAUUAAAUCUGAAGACCAUGGUUACAGUCUCUGCUAAUAGUGAUCGAUGUCAGUUAUUUGCUUAGAUGUAAUGUGAACCUUAUAUAUGUAUUAUAUGUGUACCUUCUCACGUUUAAAGUGCAGUUUUUCUCUUAAAGGGAAAUUAAAUCCUUUAAGAUUGUUACUCUAGUAAUUAAUUUAUAACUCUCCAUAUCUGACCUCAGCCGAGGAGAUAAUAGGUGUUUAAACCAAUAUGGCAGCACCCUUUAAAGGGACAGUCAACACCAAAAUUAUUAUUAAAAAAAAAUAAAGAUAAUGCCUUUACUACUCAUUCCCCAGCUUUGCACAAACCUCUAAGUCACUACAGACAGCCUGUUAUCACAUACAUUUUUAGUAGCUUUUCACAACAAGAGACUGCUAGUUCAUGUGGGCCAUAUAGAAAACAUCGUGCUCGUGGGUUGUGGAUGACACUUCACUAAUUGGCUAAAAUGCAAGUCAAUAGAUAAUAAAUAAAAUUCAUGUGAUCAGGGGGCUGUCAGAGGAGGCAUAGAUACAAGGUAAUCACAGAAGUAAAAACUAUAAUAAUAUAGUCAUGUUGACUGCAAAACUAGGGAAUGGGUAAUAAUGGGAUAAUCUAUCUUUUUAAACAACGAUUUUGGAGUUGGCUGUCCCUUUAAUUUGUAUAGACUAACACUACUUCUUUGUUCAACACAAGGGCAACUAAUAUACUCGUAAAAAAUAUAUAAUAUUCUCAGGAUAAUCUUUGCUUUGAAUACAUCAUUAUGACUAGCAUGUGUUGUUAAUGUCUCUUUUUAAAGAGAAAAAAAAAUAGAAAUAUCCUGCAUGUUUUCUUUAAAUAAAUGGAUCUGCUUUUUCUCACCUGCCCCUGGUACCAGUCAGCACACAUCCUUAAAAUCUACUCUACCCUUUGCAAAAAAAAAAAAAAAUGUGUGUGACUGUAUUGCAGUGCACCUGCUAUACCACAAACUAGAUAUGUGUAUUUGGAUCCUUUGUGAGUAUCCGAAUCCAGAAGUAGGCGGCAGCUCGUGCCGUUCGGCGGAUUUUUUCAGAACCAGAUUUAUUCUUGUGAAAGAUCACUGCAAAUCCAGAUCUUAGUGUGGUGAUCUUUCACAAGAAUAAAUCCGGCUCCGAAUAAAGAUGAAUAGCACGAGCGGCACCUACUUCCACAUUUGGAUCCAAAUACACAUAUCUACCACAAAAUAUGGUAGAUUUAGCUAGAUAUGUUCCCCUCUCAUAUAAUGAUUAACAUUAGAAUUACCAUUUCUUUAUUAUACCAUAAAGCUAAGUAUAUGUGGUGUAAACAACAGCUUUAUAUAAAAUCCUCUACAUUAUUUGGACUAUACAAGGCUAAACAAAUAAAUACACUUUUACUUUAUAAGUAGGAAUCUGUUUUUGUAAAACACCCAUGCCAUACUGCGACCAAGAAGGAGUGUCUUCACCCCUGUUAUUGUUACUCUGUUACAAAUAUGAACAAAACAAAUGCCUAUAAAUUGUGGUUUCUUUUAGCUCCCCAGAAUUCCAAUAUUAAAGUGAUGGUUAUCUCUUCCCUUUAUUAAAACAGAUCCAGAAUGUUGGUAAUGUUUAAGAUGGAAUUGAAUUAAUCAGUUGUAAUGAAGGUGCGCUAUAACUUGCUUUUUAAUAUCGACAUGAAAUUCAAAUACCCUGCGCUCCUCCGCCCACUUUCAAAGUCAUUUUUUCUGUGAGCUAACGGUUUGAAUGGUUGUCCAAUAAGGGCUCUAUCUAAAACAAAAGGCGCCCAAAGGGGAGAGCACUGAUUGGAGAACAGUUCAAACCUAUAGCUCACAAAAACAAUAACUUUUAAAGUUGGCGGCGGAGUGCAGGGAAUUUGAAUUACAUAUCUAUAUUAAAAAGUAAGUUAUAGCGCAUUUCAUUACAACUGAUGAAUUAAACCCCAUCUAAAAUAUCUAACAUUCCAGAUCUGAUUUUAAAAAGGGGAGAGUUGGCCAUUACUUUAUCUAUGAAUCCAAAAAAUGACUUGCAAUCUGAAAAUGCAGAUUGUUGUUGAAUAAAGAUAUGUGGACGUAGCAAUAGGAAAUGCUACUGGACCCUCAUGUAAUUAGGAUUUAUAUAUAAUUUAGACUUCUAUUAAAAGUGUUUUAUUGUA